AUGUCUACUUCUUUAGAUCAACUCAAAGCCACUGGCACUACUGUUGUCUCUGACUCUGGUGACUUUGCCUCCAUUGCCAAAUAUAAGCCACAAGAUGCUACCACCAACCCAUCUUUGAUUCUCGCUGCCUCCAAAAAGGCUGAAUAUGCCAAACUCAUCGAUACCGCAGUCGCAUACGGAAAGAAUGAGGAGGGUGACCUCGAAAAGAAGACUGAUGCCACUCUUGAUCGUCUUCUCGUCGAGUUCGGUAAAGAGAUUUUGAAGGUCGUUCCAGGAAAGGUUUCAACUGAGGUUGAUGCUCGUUUCUCUUUCGAUACUAAGGCUACCAUUACCAAGGCUCUCCGCAUUAUCGAACUUUACAAAGACCAAGGAAUUGACAAGUCCCGCAUUUUGAUUAAGAUCGCCUCGACCUGGGAAGGUAUCCAAGCCGCCCGUAUCCUCCAACGCGAUCACGGAAUCAACUGCAACCUUACUCUCCUCUUUUCCAAAUCUCAAGCCGUUGCUUGUGCCGAAGCUGGUGCUUUCCUCAUCUCUCCUUUCGUCGGCCGUAUUCUCGAUUGGUACAAGGCUUCGACCGGAAAGACCUACUCCGCUCAAGAGGAUCCAGGAGUUGAAUCCGUCAAGGCUAUCUUCGAUUACUACAAGAAAUUUGGAUACAAGACCAUUGUUAUGGGAGCUUCAUUCCGUAGCGUUGGUGAAAUCACCGAACUUGCCGGAUGUGAUUACCUCACCAUCUCACCAAACUUGUUGGAGGACUUGAUGAACUCCACCUACGCCGUUCCUCAAAAGUUGGUCGCCGAGACCGCCAGCAGUUUGGAUAUUGAGAGAUUAACCUACAUUGAUGACGAAGCCGAGUUCCGAUUCGCAUUCAAUGAGGAUGCUAUGGCGGUUGAGAAGUUGAGAGAAGGUAUUAGCAAGUUUGCUGCUGACGCAGUUACCUUGAAGGAUAUCUUGAAGGCUAAGUUGCAAUAA
This is a messenger RNA of Sclerotinia borealis F-4128, 972 nucleotides long. Lineage: Eukaryota; Fungi; Ascomycota; Leotiomycetes; Helotiales; Sclerotiniaceae. The record is from the annotation of a GenBank genome assembly.